This is a messenger RNA of Pogonomyrmex barbatus (red harvester ant), 1027 nucleotides long. It is a transcript of the gene mtSSB, whose product is annotated as mitochondrial single stranded DNA-binding protein. Gene Ontology annotation, molecular function: single-stranded DNA binding. Gene Ontology annotation, biological process: positive regulation of helicase activity; mitochondrial DNA replication. Lineage: Eukaryota; Metazoa; Arthropoda; Insecta; Hymenoptera; Formicidae. The record is from RefSeq and is a predicted model, not a curated record. Gene Ontology annotation, cellular component: mitochondrial nucleoid.
GGAUGACAGUCAGCGCCAUAUUAAAAACUCUAAAAUUUUUUCUAUUCGAUUGCCAAUCAUGUGAUGUGCAUGUUUUAUGCCGAAGAGAGCCGGUUCGAGGUAGUGUGAUGAAUUUCUUUAUUGAAUUACGUAUUUGAGUGCAAUUUAUAAUUGUACCGAUACGAAAUAGUUAUAGUGAAAUUUUCACAAUGUUACGCAUGGUUACUUCACAAGCACGCAACUUAGUCGGUUGUUUAAAUAGUGUACGAUUUUUUUCACAAGAAGUAAACGAAACCACAAAUAUAGAAAAAACUAUUAAUCAGGUCACCUUACUUGGAAGGAUUGGGGCAGAUCCACAGAGACGAGGAACCAGUGAACAUCCAGUUGUGAUAUUCUCUAUCGCAACACAUACAAAUUAUAAACAUGGAACAGCUGAUUUUAUGCAAAGAACAGAUUGGCAUAGGGUAUGCGUCUUUAAUCCUAAUUUAAGGGAAACUGUGUCUCAAUAUUUAAAAAAAGGUCAGCGAGUGAUGAUAAAUGGUAGGAUAUCUUACAGUGAAUAUAAGGACCCAUCUGGGAACUUGGUCUCUAGUACAUCUAUCAUAGCAGAUGAUGUAAUAUUUUUUCAAUAAGAAGUUUUUAUAAAUAUGAAUAAUACAUAUAUCUCGUCUAUUUUUCAAUAAAAUGCAGAAAUGGAUAUAUUUUUUUAUUUGUAAGUCUUGCAGAUAAGGAUAAUGGCUGUGUAAAAUAUAUUUUUUUAAACAUUUCUAAUGUCAAAUAAGUCAUAAUGUUGUUGACGAAAUCAAUUACUGAUAAUUGCAACAAUUAUUUUCAUUAAAAACUGAAGAUAUUGGAAUUCAUAUGAUACACGCUAGAUAUAUUGAUUAGUGUCAGAAAAAAAAUUUAUUCGUAGCAGAUUGUAUUUUGGAUGAGAUGAAAGAAUAGUAUACGUACCUUCUUAAUAACUAAAUAAGUCUAUAUUUACAACAUUCAUUAUUUCAUGUACUCUUCAUAUAACAACUUAUAUAAUAAAACAACUCUAAUUUCU